Molecule: messenger RNA, 651 nt
Organism: Purpureocillium takamizusanense
Lineage: Eukaryota; Fungi; Ascomycota; Sordariomycetes; Hypocreales; Ophiocordycipitaceae
Exons: 2
Coding region: 1-651 (216 amino acids)
Source: RefSeq, a predicted model, not a curated record
AUGCCCGAGACACCUGGUCACGGAUCAGAGGUCAUGGAGAUGGAGAGUCCCGUGACUCCCAUCCCCAUUGAUUUCGGCAGAGGCGCACGGGAUCAUCCCGUCGCCUCUGGUCGCACCAGAGAGGCCUCAGUGCCGAACCCCGGGGCCGAGUCCCCCUCCGUCCUCUUCGACAAAGGGGACGACUCCAAGUCGGUCUUCGACCCGGCUUCCCCGUCGUUUGGGUCCCGACGCGGGGGGGACUCGAGCAGCAGCAGGAGCAGCAGCCUGGAGCUGGAGCACUCCAGCUUCCUCCUGGACGCCUCAGCCGACAUUGAGGCAAACACCAUCGCGGCCGGCGCCUACCACCGCCGUUGCCAGCGAUGCCUCAAGGUGGUGCCGCGGUCGCGGGCGCUCAGCCACCUGAAGAGCCACCGCAUCAACAACAACGGGUGCGUGGUGGCCCGCGACCGCAGAUGCAAGCGCUGCGACAAGCUUGGCAUCAACUGCAUCGUCGCCAGGCACCCGGGCGCCGAGAACAUCAACACCCUCUGCUGCCUCGGGUGCAUGAUGCACGGCAAGAGGUGCUCCAUGGUGCCCCAGCGCGCCACGGCUGCUGCUCAGGUCGCCAGCCCCGAGGCGAUCCACCCGGCCCUGCUCACUCUUUCCCGAUGA